GAAAGAGAAGCGCCGUGACCGCGCUUUCCGUGUCUGGUUCGUAGAAUGACAGCCAGCUGUGCGCUUUCAACGAUAACAGUCUCUUGGAUUUGAUUGAUAAAUCUUUUUGCCAAACUCGAAUUGUUCUGAAGAACAUUUUUAAUCAACAAAUCUUGCGACUUUACAUUUUUCACAGUUCUUGUUUAUUAGCUAUCAUCCUAGAGAGAGCAAUCCGGCUCAAACAUGAAUCCGUUGUGUGGCAGAUGUAAUCGAGUCGUGUACCCCACGGAAAAAGUGAAUUGUCUGGACAAGUACUGGCACAAAGGAUGCUUCAGCUGCGAGAUCUGCAAAAUGACUCUAAACAUGAAGAAUUACAAAGGCUUCGAAAAGAAGCCCUACUGCAACGCGUGCUGUACAAGGAGGAGUUUGAGAAGAACAAAGGAAAGGGCUUCAGCGUGGUGGCAGACACACCAGAGAUGCAGAGAAUCAAGAAGACGCAGGACAAUAUAAGCAACAUUAAGUACCACGAGGACUUUGAGAAGAGCAAAAGUGGAGGAGAUGCCCCGCCCAGUCAGCCACAGACCCCUAACCCAGCAGCGUACCAGCCGUCCCCCGCUGCCUCCCAGAACUUCCACUAUGAGCCUGCUGCUCCUCAGCCCGCACGCCCGGCCGCCGCCGCCCCGCCUCCCAGCUCCGGGAAGCGGUACCGGGCGGUGUAUGACUACUCUGCUGCAGACGAGGACGAGGUGUCCUUCCAGGACGGAGACGUGAUUGUAGACGUGCAGGUGAUCGACGAGGGCUGGAUGUACGGGCGCGUGGAGCGCACCGGGCACCAGGGCAUGCUGCCCGCCAACUAUGUGGAGGCCAUCUGAGCGAGCGAGCGAGGGAGAGAGUGAGGAGGAGGAGGAGGAGGAAAGGAGGGAGAAAAGAAAAAAAAAUGAAAAGCCCAGUGCCAUCUCAUCUUAUUGCCGCUUUCUCUUUUUUUUAUAUUUCACUGUUCUCCGACCUGUCCUGUGAGGCCCCCCCCCCCCCCCCCUUUGAGGCCCCGCCCGCCCCUGUGAGGCCCCGCCCCCCCCGGUGUCCACUUGAUCUGCUCUCUCUGCUCUGCUCCCCAGCCACAGACUCUGCCUUCUCUGUCUGUCUGUCUGUCUGUCUCUCUGUGCUGCUUUCGUCUCUCUGUCUGUCGCUCUCUUGCUUAUGUCCUGGGUUAUGUCUCCUAUGAUGACAGUUUAAAGUCUUAAAAUGAAACACACAUUCACACACACACCCACACAUAAUGGUCAAAUCUCUCCCCCCCCGCCCCCAUCUCUGUCAAUCAGCGAGUGGAGACGUGCACCUGAUACACUGCCGAGAAAAGGAUUUUGGAAUGUGGGCGUGUCAUUGGUAGACGUGUGUGUUUGUUCUUAUUUUUCAUUGUGAUGCAGGAACUUGGCCAGACUGGAAGUGCAGUGUAGAAUCUCACUGUGUUAGUUCAGUCCGGAAGAGGCUUGAAUAUUUGACUUGUGUACAUUCCAGAAACCUCAGUACCCAUUGUUGUUGCAUCAGUCAGCAAGCUGUCAGUCUUAACAGAGAGGUUUUAUAUAUUUAUAUAUCUACACACGCGCGCACACACACACACACAUCUCUCAGUAUCAUUGCUCUUAUCUGUGCUCUGACAUGUCCAUUACUGCAUUGUGGGUGUUGUUAUUUAACUGGAAUUCUGGCCUAGCUGAAGAGCACCUCCUAGCCUCUCUCAGACAGGCUGUGUACAGGAGGGGGUCAGGGAAAACACGUAUGGUUAGCCAGUUCCCCCCAUCUAACCCACUUAAACAGAACACAGUCACUAUGGCAUCACUUCAGUUGUUGUGAAGUUACUUUUAACUACCCUCAUUCCUGCACUUGCAGCCUGAAAUGCCUUCAGUCUUAAGAAGAACGUUAUAGUUUUAACCUGGUGAUUAUGGUUGAACGUUGUGAGUAGAAAAACAGGGCUGGGAUCAGGCCAGAUCUCACCCCAUUCCAGAAGAAUGAUAGACCAAGCUGACCAAUCAGAAGACAAGAAGGCCAAGCACAAUUCUCAAGACAAUUCUGUAUUGUGAAUCUUUUUGUUUUUGUUAAAAGUCAUUCCAAUGUCUUUGUGAUUGAACAUUCCAAUUGUUUUUCAUGAGAUGUGUAUGAAAAUGUUAAACUGUAACGAGGUCAAAAACAUGGCUGUGGUAGAUGUUGUUGUCCUUUCUCUCAGACAUUAUACUGUUUAUCCUUUUGCUUCUGUUGGUAUUGUACGAGGCUUAUUUUAAAACUGUCAAUGUAUCAAAUUCAUGGAAAAAAAUAAAACGGCAACUCGAUUCAUAACCCAAGGCAGACUAGUGUGUCUAGGAGUGUUGGCUAGCAUCCACAGAACUAGAACGAUCAAGUUCAGGGAUCUCUCCUGUUUCAGGUACAGUAGCGUUAUCACCGUGUCAUCUGAAUGCUUUUUCAAAUGUGCCAACUCUUGACUUCAAGUAUCUCAGCUAACUGCUACACUUGAGACCCCUACUGUUCUGGAGUGCCAAUGAUAAACCUGUACGGGGAAUGUUCGCAGAGUUGGGGAGUGUUGCAGCUUGGUUGCACCGGAACCCCGAUACGAAACGUUAACAUAAGUCAGCUCUCCUAUUCGUCAGUAAGAUGACUGUGAUAAUAUCCUUAUAUACUGCUGGUAGUGUCUAGUUCCAUGUCCAUCCCAUAUCGUAAGAGACAGUCAGACAGCGAGUGAUGUCUUCACCCCGUUACUCAGUAGUUUAUUAUGUGUUUCCACACUGGCCGGUGUUCCUUCUCCUGUCUCUCCCCCUCCCCUUCCUGUUCUCUUACCUGUGAUGCACUGUGACUGUCACAGACAUGGGGGAGAGAAAUAGAAAAAAGAAAGAAAAAAAAAGGAAUUCUAUGGAAUCUUCAGCUUUAUAAAAGAAACAAUGCUCUCAGUUUCACUAUGUAGCUAGACGAUAUUGUACAAUUGUAUAUGUAUUACAAAGAGCUGAAGGAGAUGUUAUUACAGGUCAUCAUGGUGCUUUGGAAAGUGGUUUGCCUACAGACAAAAGCAGUUGACUCAUGGUUGAUUCUAGGGAUUUGGGGUAAGGGGAAUUUGACAUGCUUGCGUGGUAAGAAUAAGAGUAACACAUGACCAAUACCGGUGUAGUGCAACGUGUCAGAACAGUGAGUUGGUGUGGACCUUCAUAUCCUUUUUGUAACCUAGUGAUGAAUUAUGUCAGUGAAGUUGAUGACUGAAUUGGAAUUAACACAACACACCUCAAACUGGCUAGAUGUGGUCAGUAGUUUGGUGGCUAGUAUGCGUGUAUUUUGCAUACCAGUAGACUGACUUGAUAAUUGGGCGUCUUCUUGAUGAACUCAGGCAGGAGAGUGAAGGGUCGUGCUGGACUGAGCUUUGUGUGAAGAUGAGGUGUUGUGGUUAGGUUAUAAGGAUGAAGUGUCGUGGUUAAGUUUGAUUUGAAGUGAACUGGGUGGUGUUUAUUUUCGUUUCUUCAUAUCUAUAACAGUGUCUCCACGUAGAUAAUCAUUUACCACAAGACCAAGGUGAUGUUUUAUCUUUUUGGAAAAGUGGAAAAAUCCAAGGCAAUGUUGGCCUACUCCUUUUUCUUUUGCAGUUAAUUGAUAUGGAGUUGUUUUGGUUGCCAUGUUUGGGAGUUGAAUGUUGGUGAUAGUGGAUAAUUGGUUGAGGGACCAUUUAAUUAAUGGUUCAUAAGUGGCCAAAGAGAGGCAGUUUAUUUUGAAUGUUGAGAGAGAUGUUAGAUUGCUGGUGCAAGACAUGGACCUUUGUAUUUUGGUGAUUUAGGGUUGAUUAGCUGGGGAAACCUGAGACAAGGCAAGGAGAGGGAUUUUUAACUAGUCAGGACAUUAGACAGGUUGCGCCAAAUAUGCUCUUCUGCUAUGGAAUCACUCAUUACAACUGCUGUAUACCAUGUAACAUAUUACAGGCCUUUUCUUAUCUAUGUCUACCCUAUCUGUCCCCCUGCUACCAAGAUUCUCCCAACCCUGAGCUUCAGUGUAGAUCCAUUCUCUCUGUGUCAAUCAUUCCCUACUCCCAUAGUGGUAUAAACCUAUACACCAUGCACUUAGAGAUCAUAUUAAACACUGACCUAGCAUUCAGAACGUUUUAAUGUUGUGUAUUCCAUCUAAAUUGAUUUGUUUUGAGAUCUUUUUUUUUUUUUUUUUUUACAUGCAUAUUGGCAUAUUCAAAAAUCUGAAUCCCAGUUGACUAAGGAUUUGAUAAGCAUCUCUUGUUGUCGCCCUGUUACAGCACUUCGAAUUGUACUUAAUUAUUCUACAGAUUCAAUAAAAUGUCAUUUUUA
Messenger RNA from Osmerus eperlanus (European smelt), 4298 nucleotides. It is a transcript of the gene lasp1, whose product is annotated as LIM and SH3 protein 1. The transcript has 6 exons. The record is from RefSeq and is a predicted model, not a curated record. Lineage: Eukaryota; Metazoa; Chordata; Actinopteri; Osmeriformes; Osmeridae. Gene Ontology annotation, molecular function: actin filament binding. Bases 306 to 851 code for a protein of 181 amino acids. Gene Ontology annotation, cellular component: focal adhesion.